This is a messenger RNA of Sphaeramia orbicularis (orbiculate cardinalfish), 1681 nucleotides long. RefSeq names its product chitobiosyldiphosphodolichol beta-mannosyltransferase-like. NCBI's taxonomy places the organism in Eukaryota, Metazoa, Chordata, Actinopteri, Kurtiformes, Apogonidae. Gene Ontology annotation, cellular component: endoplasmic reticulum. Bases 124 to 1383 code for a protein of 419 amino acids. Gene Ontology annotation, molecular function: mannosyltransferase activity. The record is from RefSeq and is a predicted model, not a curated record. The transcript has 13 exons.
GGGGCCGCGGUGUGUCUGAGCGCCGUGGCCGGCCUGGUGCCGCUGUGGCUGCGGCGGAGGGACGGUGGGACGGAGCGGAGGGUGUGUGUGCUGGUGCUGGGGGACAUCGGCCGCAGUCCUCGGAUGCAGUAUCACGCUUUAUCACUCAGCAAACACGGAUAUGAAGUAACUUUUGUUGGCUUUUCAGACAGUAAACCUCAUCCAGACGUGCUGAGAGAGGAGAAAAUAAAGAUUCUUCCUAUUGCAGAAGUGAGAGGUGUCCGAGUCGGACCAAAAAUCCUCACGUAUGUGACGAAGGUGAUGACUCAGUGUCUGCAGCUGCUGUUUGUGCUGCUGAGGAUGGAGCUGCAGUCCUUUAUUCUGAUGCAGAAUCCUCCUGGCUUACCGGGCAUCGCUGUGGCGUGGUUCGUGUGCGUCCUCCGUGGCAGCAGAUUUAUCAUCGACUGGCACAACUACGGCUACACCAUCAUGUCCCUGAGCCUCGGCCUCAAACACCCUGUGGUCCGACUGGCGAAGUGGUACGAACACUUCUUUGGACCUCUGGCGACUCACAACCUGUGUGUUACCAACGCCAUGAAGGACGACCUGCAGAAAAACUGGGGAAUCAGGGCGACGACUCUGUAUGACCGACCGGCCUCCGUCUUCAGAGAGACGCCGCUGAAACAGCAGCACCAGCUGUUCAGGAGACUGGCCGACACUUAUCCUCAGUUCCAACACACGGGGUCAGUGGAAACGGCUGAUGUGAAGGACGUUGAACAGACCGCCUUCUCAGUUCGACAUGUCGAUGAUGACUCGGUGACUUUGAGGACGGAUCGACCGGCUCUGCUGAUCAGCAGCACCAGCUGGACAGAGGAUGAAGAUUUCUCCAUCCUCCUGAAGGCUCUUAAAGAAUAUGAAGCUGUGGUCAAAGGAGGAGCUCCGUUACCGUCUUUAGUCUGCGUCAUCACAGGUAAAGGUCCUCAGAAGGAACACUACAGGAAACUGAUCGACUCUCUGCGUUUCCAACACGUACAGAUCUGUACUCCGUGGCUGGAGGCCCAGGACUAUCCCGUCUUAUUGGGUUCGUCAGACCUCGGCGUUUGUCUCCACAUGUCGUCCAGUGGGUUGGAUUUACCCAUGAAGGUGGUCGACAUGUUCGGCUGCUGUUUACCCGUCUGUGCCAUCAACUUCAACUGUUUACAUGAGCUGGUGAAACACGAGGAGAACGGUCUGGUCUUCAGAGACUGGCAGCAGCUGGUGGAUCAGCUCCAGUCUCUUCUGUCAGAUUUCCCCAGUUCAGACGGCAGACUGGGCUCGUUCAGGAGGAACCUCCGAGCCAGCAGGGGGCAGCGCUGGGACGACAACUGGGACCAGAACGUCCUGCCUCUGAUCCGCAGUCAGUGAAAUGAAGAGGGAAGGCUGGGUCUGAUGUAGGUACAGUUUUAUUAUAGACAGAGACAGAAAUGAUAGGGAAGUUACUGAAGAAGAAAGUAUGGAGAAGUGGAGGGUUUCCACAGAACAGACAGGAUGUGACAGACUGUAAAAGCCCAGAACUCACCUGAAUGUACCUGCACACACAUCAUAUUUUAAUAUUAACCCCUAAAGACCCACAACUAUUAUGUGACAACUUCCAAAUGAAUUUUAUCCCCAUUUAUUACAAUAUUAUCCUCUUCAUUUUGCAUUUUUCAGUGACAGUCGAGUA